UGAUUUAUCUUAAGGAAAGGGAGUACGCAUAGCUGUCAGGUUAUGACACUGGCAUUAAGACAAUAAUAACCCUGAACCUGCGAAAAGGUCAUAUAUCACAUUUCUGGACUUCAAGACGAGAGAUCAAAAUACCUCAGGAAGACCUGUGCUCAAACAUGUUGCAAGCACUGUCAGAAAAAAGGGAGGAAAGUGAAAUGUAUAAAAUUUAAGCUUAAAAGAGAGGAAAUUUAUAAAUAAUUGUACCAGUUGCAUCGAGCAUGUUCGUUGCUUUGGAAGCGAAGAAAACCCAACAACCGGAGACCGGUUGCCGGCAGUUGCUUCGAAAAACACCGAAAGAGCGGGCGACGACGGUGACUCUCUGUGCGCGUUUUUGCGAGAAUCGAAAUCAAAUCAAACUAAUAAAACGAAAACGCGUAAUUUUCGCAGUACCAAAAAUAUUGGAAGAAACUAUACAGAAAAGAUAUAUACUAUUUUUUUACGUGCUCGCGAGUGAUAUAGAAAAAGAGAGUGAAUAUUGAAAAUAUUAAAAGGAACCCCCAAGAUGAACCCCGUCUGAUUGAACACUUACCCUGUCAGAUCUUCGAUCCAAGCUCCAAUAUGCUGCUGAUCCUGAUCCUGAUUCUGUGCCUGGCCAGCAUUAGCUGUGGAAGCAAUCUCGGCCUGAAUGGCCAUCAAGCGGCAGGCGGCUCGAAUGGAUUACAGUGCCAGCGGAUCAGCGUUUCCGCCUGCCAAGGUCUCGGCUACAACAUGACCGCGUUGCCCAACCUGGCGGGUCACACCAAUCAGCUGGAGGCUGAGCUGCAGAUCGCCAAGCUUCUGCCCUUGAUCGAGUCCGGUUGCUCUCGGCGCGCCCGCUUCCUGCUCUGCUCGGCCCUGUUCCCGCUCUGCACGCCGGAUGUGCCGCGUCCGGUGACGCCCUGCAAGUCCCUCUGCGAGACCGUCCAGAGCGAGUGCUCCCAGAAUGCUCCGCCGGAGCUCAUGGAGCUGUGGCCGCCGUUCCUGGGCUGUGCGGGUCUGCCGCAGCCGGAGAAGCACGAGCUGUGCAUGCGAAUACCCGAGGAGGGGGAGGCACCCACGACGAGUCCUCCCUCGGGUCCACCUGAGGGUCAUCUGGCGGCUUUAUCGACGGCAGACAGAGAGAUCUCCUUGCCACAGCAGCAGCUCCAGGCAUAUCGCUUCUGGAACAGUGCAGGAGGAGGAGGCGGCGUCGCAGGAGCAGGAGGAUCUGCAGCGGGCUCGGGAUCAGGAGGAGGAGGUGCCACCCAGGGACUAGCUUCAUUGACAAUCCUCUGUCCGCAGAACUUCAGCGGCAGCCACCUCGAUCCGGAUGUAUGUGUGCCGCAGUGCCAGCGAGAUGCCUUCCACACCACCGCCCAGAAGAAGCUAUCGGAGAGCCUGAUCCUGGGCCUCUCGGCCGUCUGCUUCGUGCUCACCCUCUUCGCCCUGGUCACCUUCUGGGCGGAGCCCACUCGCUUCGGAUAUCCAGAGCGACCCGUGCUCUUCCUGUGCCUGUGCUACAACCUGUUCAGCGUGUGCUACCUGGAGAGGAUCGUGUUCCACAAUCAGGCAAGGAGUCUGGCCCAGCUGCAGGAGCAGGGACGCCCGGCAGGCUUAAGAUCGGCCUGCUUGCUGAGCCCCCCGUGCCUGGCCUCGUAUAUAACCACCUCUUACCUGAGCUUGUGCGCCGCCAGCUGGUGGCUCAUCUUCGCCCUGUGCUUCUACCUCUCGUCGCACAAAAAGUGGUCCAGUGAGGCGCUGGAGAAACGCUCCGGGCUGUUCCAUGUCCUGGCCUGGGUGCCACCGCUGGCUCCUCCGAUAGCUGCCCUGCUCCUGGACCGUGUGCGACCCAGCGAGCUGACCGGAAUGUGCUACGCCCCGGGAUUUGUGGAGCUGCCCGCUUUGGUGCUGCUGUUCCUGGGCCUGUAUUUUACGCUACGCGCCUCCAGGUCGCUGCAUUCGCUGCAGCAGCAGCUCCAGCCGACGCUUGCCCUGGCCCACCAUCGUUUCGGCCAGAUUCGGAAGCGUUUCGUCAUCUUCUCGCUGCUGUAUUUCGUACCCACGGCCGCUGGAGUGGUGGCGGCACUGUGUGAACGCUACGCGGACUCGGUGGUGCCCAGCUGCUCCACGCCGGAGGACUGUGCCUCGCCCAUGCCGCUGAGUGCCUGGCCGGCGCUGCUGAGGAUCUUCUUCCAACUGGUCGGCGGUACACUAACCGGCCUGUGGGUUUGGUCCCGCAAGACCUGCGAGAGCUACCGGAAUCGCCUGGUAGCCGGCGGCGCUGGAGGAGGAGGAGUCGGUGGUACCCACACCUCGGCGCUGAUGAACCCAACCAAGUCGGGAGCGGUGGUUGGAGCGGGGCCGCUGCCCAAGAAGCAUCUGUAUACGAGCGGGAAGUCCAUGCUGCCAAGCGGUGGCAUUACGACGCCGCUCUACGCGGGCAUCAGCUUCCACAACGUGCCCGUCUAUAACCCGAAUCAAUCGAGGGUUUAGGUGGGGGUCACCGAGGGUUUACUGUACCAGGAACGAUCCCCUCAUCAUGAAGCAUCACCAGCAGAAGGCUUUAAGCUCUGAUCUGAGUACGUGGACCUCCAUGUAUGCGUAGUUUGUAGGAAUACCUGAAAUGUGUUAAUAGUUUUAGAGUCAAUUGUAAUUAUUAUUAUUAUUAUAAAUA
This is a messenger RNA of Drosophila serrata, 2671 nucleotides long. It is a transcript of the gene fz3, whose product is annotated as frizzled 3. NCBI's taxonomy places the organism in Eukaryota, Metazoa, Arthropoda, Insecta, Diptera, Drosophilidae. Gene Ontology annotation, biological process: canonical Wnt signaling pathway; non-canonical Wnt signaling pathway. Gene Ontology annotation, cellular component: membrane. Gene Ontology annotation, molecular function: Wnt-protein binding; transmembrane signaling receptor activity. The record is from RefSeq and is a predicted model, not a curated record.